GGAAAGGGACUGUGUACCUUUAAGGGGCUGGUCCAGCGGGCGCGCGGUGUUUGUUGGAAGCAGCUUCCUCUCGGGCCAUUCAAGAUCCCAAAUUCUUCUGCUGCUUCAGACCUGGACAGCCUGUGGCCUCAGCGUGUCGCAGUGGCCCCAAGCGGGUUGAGCCGUCGAAGAACUUGCUGGGGACGUUUUCCCAGGGCCCAGCCUCAUCCAAGACACCCUGGCAUUGCCACCAUCCCGGCCAGGAUGGGCCUGCUGUUCCUUGUCCUUCUUUCGCCACUUUCCUGUGUUUUGGGACUUCCGUUCUACAACGGCUUCUACUAUUCCAACGGUCUGCAUGGCAGGACCCUGGGCAAUGGCUAUGGAGAAGGCCUAUUCAAUGGCGUGAAGUUAGUGGUGGAGACCACCGAGGAGUCGUUGUUCAGUCACCAAGGAGCCAGUGUGACCCUGCCCUGCCACUACCGCUAUGAGCCAGCCCUGGCAUCCCCAAGACAUGUGCGUGUUAAGUGGUGGAAACUGUCAGAGAAUGGAACCCCAGAGCAAGACGUGCUGGUGGCCAUCGGGCAGAGGCACCGCUCCUUUGGGGACUACCAAGGACGAGUUCAAUUGAGGCAGGACAAGGAGCAGGAGGUCUCGCUGGAGCUUCGAGACCUGCGGCUGGAGGACUCUGGGCGCUACCGCUGUGAGGUCAUUGACGGUCUGGAAGAUGAGAGUGGCCUGGUAGAGCUGGAGCUGCGGGGUGUGGUUUUUCCCUACCAGCCCCGCGAAGGGCGCUACCAGCUCAACUUCCAUGAGGCCCAACAGGCCUGCCAGGAGCAGGACGCUGUGGUAGCCACUUUUGAGCAGCUUUUCCGAGCGUGGGAAGAAGGCCUAGACUGGUGCAGUGCAGGCUGGCUACAGGAUGCCUCCGUGCAGUACCCUAUAACGCUGCCCCGGCAGCCCUGUGGAGGCCUGGGUCUGGCACCUGGGCUUCACAGCUACGGCCAGCGCCACCACCGCCUGCAUCGCUAUGACGUGUUCUGCUUUGCUGCCGCCCUCAAGGGGCAAGUGUACUACCUGGAGAACCCUGAGAAGCUGACGCUGCUGGAGGCCAGGGAGGCCUGUCAGGAAGAUGGUGCACAGAUCUCUACGGUGGGUCAGCUCUUUGCUGCUUGGAAGUUCUGUGGCCUGGAUCGUUGUGAUGCUGGCUGGCUGGCAGACGGAAGUGCCCGCUACCCCAUCGUUCACCCCCGACCCAACUGCGGCCCCCCUGAACCUGGAGUACGAACCUUUGGCUUCCCAGACCCCAACACCCGCUACGGUGUCUACUGUUACCACAAGCACUAGCACAGUGACCAGCUGUGUAUCUGCCCUGCCCCUGACUUUCGGGGCUUAGUGCUUAUCAGGUGGACCAUUGUCCCUUGUGGGUUGGGGAACUUCUUGGAUUGUUUUUAUACUUCCCAACUUAAACAUUUAAAGAUAUUAUUAUUAUUAUUAUUAUUAUUAUUAUUAUUAUUAUUAUUACAGGACCAACUCUUAA
Messenger RNA from Rattus rattus (black rat), 1516 nucleotides. RefSeq names its product hyaluronan and proteoglycan link protein 3 (gene Hapln3). The transcript is spliced from 5 exons. Lineage: Eukaryota; Metazoa; Chordata; Mammalia; Rodentia; Muridae. Gene Ontology annotation, biological process: cell adhesion. The coding region runs from base 244 to 1323 and encodes 359 amino acids. Gene Ontology annotation, molecular function: hyaluronic acid binding. The record is from RefSeq and is a predicted model, not a curated record.